GUUUCGUGUCAGCCGCAACAGCAGUCAGCUCCGUAUAGCCUCAAAAAUGCUGAAUCAGUGUUUGCAUACGUCAACAUGGUGACCAUAUUAAAGCUGGCCGUUAUCUUAUUUAUUGUAUCUCUCGUGAAAGGAAUUAUUUAUGUUUGAAAAAAUGUCAGCUAGGAGAUUGUGAUUGUUAGAUUUUGAUUUCGCCAUAUGCCAGCAUCUUUUUUUACGCUUAGUCAUUUAUUUUGAAACGUUAUUUAGAAAUUUUUGUUUAUUUGCGUUUAAAUUUGCGUAACCAUGUGGUGGGGAUGGAGUGAAGAGAAAGGAAUUUCGAAAUGCCUGCACUCAAUAGCAGGAAAUAAUCGGUCAAGGACAAUUGAGAACGGGCUGCAGAGGACCGGCGUUUCAAAACAAACUCGGAGUCAUUCGCCUUCUGCAAGGCUUGUAGCGGAGAUCGUAUUAUCACGGUGCUUGUCUCGUUAGGACACUUAAAUCUGGUUGAAUUAAAACGGUUUAGCUAACUUGAGAACGCAUCUUCUGCACAACUCCCACUAAACGAGCUUCACUGUCAGAUAUGAGCCUCACGCAAGUUCGACAAGUCCAGCCAAUCGUGUUUGACCAGUUUGCAGAUGAUGGAGGGACCAAAUUCAAAACAGGUUGUGUUACCAAGGCCAACACGGCGGUUCUGCAAUUGAAAAUUGCGAUAAAGGACUGCACAUUACAUGAUUCUAGCGACGAGUACCUUCUCAAUUGGCUGAUAGUGCAAGAUUUUAAUGUAACUCGUGCGGAGAAAAUGCUGAGACAGUCCUUGGAAUGGCGUCGAGUAAAUGGAGUGGAUGGAAUCUUACAGUCGUACACGCCCAACGAAAUUAUCAAGAAAUACUUUUCGAUGGGACAAGCUGGGCUCGACAAAUUCGGCAGCCCCGUCUUCGUGUGUUGUAUGGGCAGGAUAGACUUCAGAGGGCUCCACUUGUCUCUUGUCAAAAAGGAAUAUUUCCAAUUCAUUCCAUGGCAGUUUGAAAACUUUUGCCUUUCAAUCAAAGAAGCAGGAGAACGAACCGGAGAAAACAUCGAGAAAAUGACAAUCAUAAUGGACUAUGAAGGACUUGCAUUGAGGCAGUACACUUGCAAACCAGCAAUGGAGAUUGUCGUUGAAAUGAUCAAAGGUUUUUUGUUCCACUAUCCCAAUCACCUUCGCCGAGUAUUCAUUAUUAAUGCCCCGAAAAUUUUCCCAUAUCUGUUCGCCAUGGUCAAACCUUUUAUACCUCAGACGGACAUUCCCAAGAUCAAAAUUUUCGGUUGCGACACUAAGCAAUGGACUUCCGCUUUACUAGAGGAAAUUGACGCUCAUCAACUUCCUGCCUUUUACGGUGGUACUUUAACCGAUCCCAAUGGCGAUCCCAAAUGUCCUAGCAAGUUUAAUAUGGGAGGUGAAGUUCCUUCUUCGUAUUACCUGAGUAAUAACCAACCUGUGGCCAAGGACUACAUGGAAACUAUGAACAUCGGUGCUGGUGGAAGGAAAAAAUUGAAAUUCAAAGUUGACGUUCCAAAUUCUGUGUUGAGAUGGGAGUUUAUAACGGAGGGAGGUGACAUCAAAUUCCGCGUCUACAGCAAGGAUUCUAAAGGAAACGCUUUUGACUUUGUUCCGCUGAGUCGAGUUGACAGUCACCUGGAUAUGGAAGAAGGUGAAAUUACGUGUGAAGAGCCUGGGAAAUAUGUUUUGGAAUUUGACAAUUCGUUCAGUUAUUUACGAACGAAAAAACUGCGCUACUUUAUCGCCGUCGAUCUACCCAGCGCAUCGGUUGAGAUUUAGAACCAACAGCCUAUUUUCUAAAUAUCUAAUAAGUUUCAUAUUUAUUUUAAUUAUAUAAAAACAAAACUUUAUUUAUUGUGCUGUAUGGCCGUAGCCUUUUAUUCAAUAUAGAUCGGCACAUUUCUAUAUG
Molecule: messenger RNA, 1928 nt
Organism: Daphnia pulex (common water flea)
Lineage: Eukaryota; Metazoa; Arthropoda; Branchiopoda; Diplostraca; Daphniidae
Product: SEC14-like protein 2
Exons: 13
Coding region: 560-1798 (412 amino acids)
Cellular component (GO): cytoplasm
Source: RefSeq, a predicted model, not a curated record